AGUAAAAUGUCACGAGGAUUACGAUCUGUUAUUGCAAAACUCAAGCAGAAAAAAUAAAGAAGCAGAGGACAAAACAAGGAUCACCAGUGAGCAGUUACUUCAUGCUGCUCUUAUCUGUUUACUUUUAGAGGAACACAAACAGCAGUGGAAGAGGGUACAGAGAUUCAGUGUUUUGACAGGAGAUUCAGUGUUUGACCACAGGAAAGAACAGAGGAGCGUCUGUACAUUUCUACAAAGGAUGGACCGCAUGCUGGCUUUGAUUCUGCUGUGUCCAUUUGUAUAUUUCACCACCGUUACCGCCGAACAAGACAAUGUGUGUAUCAGGCCUAAGCUGGCUGCCAAUAUUGAGACGGAUGGGCUCCAGAGGUACUUUAGCCCCGGUGUGGAGUUAACGCUGUCCUGUAAAGAGGGACAUACCCCCGUGUCGGGCCCUCGGAAGAUUGUUUGCGGUGCCAGUGGAGAAUGGACGAAAACCAGAUUAAUGUGCAUACCAAAACGGUGUCCCUAUCCUGAUCCAUUGUCGAAUGGAGAAUUGUACUAUGAGGAUACUGUGUUCCAGAGUACGAUUAACUAUACGUGUGAUGAAGGGUACACCUUGACUGGAGACCGUGCUGCUGUGUGUCUUGCUAAUGGAACAUGGAGCACAACAGUACCAGAGUGCAAGCCCGUGACCUGUGGUCUCGCACCGAUCCCACAGUUUGGGAUGAUCAUUUAUGACAAGAGGAUCAGAGGGAACACCACUAAUUACAGGGUUGGAGGGACGUACAAGUGUCCUCCUCCGUACGUACUUUUUGGCAACGCAAGAGCAGAGUGCACUGUCAGCGGCCACUGGACCAAGACACCUGAAUGUCAAGUGGUGACCUGCCCUGCGCCGGAGAACAUUGACAAAGGCUACAUGUCAAGCACCGACCCAAGAGACUACGACUACAUGGAAACGGUGAAAUAUGGCUGCAAUGGAGACUAUGUACUCGAAGGAAGCAUCCAGAUUGUUUGUCAGCAAGAUGGGAAUUGGUCUGAAAAGCCAUCCUGUAAAGCUCCUUGCAGUGUUGGCAUACAGAAAGGAAGGAUACUAUACAAAGGACAAAAAAUCUGGAUCAAAGACCUACAGCCGAACAAAGUCUUACACAAGGAGAUUGUCUCAGUCUACUGCAUGGACAAGGCCAGGAAAUGUGGUUAUGCAGUAUCAACCCAGUGCAUCGAUGGAAAACUCAAAAUCCCUGAAUGCUUUGAGGAGCCCAGCGGUGUUGAUUAUACCAUUCAUUCAAGUUCACUUCCAUCAGAAAUCGAACAGUGCUGAAACGGCAGCAGAUCCCUUCUCUGAUAAACUACUUCCAUAUCCAAUAGGUGUUGGUGUGUUCUGGUUGUCGUGGUUUUCUUCUGUCUGUUCAGUCUUCUUGAACUUUAAAUAAUAGCCACAAAUAGAUUCGUAGGAACCGGACACUGAAAAAAAAAACUAUUUUUCUUAAGUACAAUGUGUUUUAUUCUUCAGAUUUGCAGACAAGGAUAAUACAGAUCUAAAAAAAAAGCAAAGGGUGUGGAUUCAGAAUCCAGACAAAGAACAUUUUCUAAGCCUUUCAUGCUACGCUCCUCCUGAUUGGUUGGGAUGCUCUUGAUAUGUCAGUAAUCAAAACACAAAAGACACUGAGCUUCUCUGACUGGUUAAGAAUUAAAUACAGGAUUGUUAUACAUUUCACUUUAUCUCACUUGGAGGCUCUAUUACUCAAGGAGACUAUAUUAUACCUGAAACUCCUUCCAACCUGUGCCUCACAUUUACAAAAUAGUUUUUAGUAUGGUGGAGCCAGCCAAACACCCUAUUAUACGAGACUCUUUAAAGUUCCUUCCCGAACGAGUCCAGUUACUCUUUCACUCUGGAAUGCACAGGUCAAAAUGAUCUUCUGCCUUUCUUUGCAAACUCACUUUCUGAUAAUCUGUACUUCAUAUUUAUCAUUAAAAUUGACACUUACAUAGUGUAAGUAAUGUACUGUAAUUAAAAUACAUAUCUUAUUAAUUGAGGUAACGAUUGAUAGUAAGGUCCUUGUAGUACGUGUUAAUUAGUGGGUAAUAAUAUGUAUUGCCUCCUUUAUGUACCUGCAAAAAGCACAGCCAACUGUUAAUAAGUGCAAAAUAAAGGAUUUGUUCAGCAUUGUUCUAUGUGCAUGGCUAACUGCUAAGAAAUGCAUAGUAAAGUAUGUAUUGACCUCAUUAAAGCAACAAAAAAGUUAAACAAUGAUAUAAUAGGUCAGUUAGUGAUCUGCAAUAUGUAGCCUUAUACACACAAUGUUGGCCACUUAUUAUGUGCUUGUAUUGUCCAUUUGGCUCCUGCCCAGGCAAUGCUGCCUGUCCAUGUGUGGUAUCCGCAUGGUAUCAUCGAUGGAUAGGUCCUCUGACCAUGAGAUUAAGCAGACAUGCUGCUCUCUUUUAAGAGCCAGCCAAAUUCGACUUUGAGAUUUGGUUACACGCCACAACUUGUGUGUGCCAGAAAAAAAUGUCCUCCUGGCGAACCAAAUGAAGGCAGAUUGGCCAUGAAGAGCCAAACCAGAAAAUGUCAUGUCCCCUGAGAAAGGUGAGCUGAAAAUAAUCCUGUCCUGGUUAGAAAUUGAAAAAGGAGACUGCGUGCACGAAGCAACACCCUACUACAGGACCUGCAGAUCACUGCACUCUACAACACAGCAGGAGUACAGAAUUGAACUCCCAGCAGUGCAGCCUCCACAUUUCUUUUGGAAUUUUCUAACUUUUGUGUAAAGAAGAUAUAACUUUCAGAGAUUGUUUUAUCGUGACCAGCUACCUGAUAACAUGGCAGCAUAUUUUGACAUCAAUGUACAUGCAGAACACUCUUUUCUCUCACACUCUUUAUGAUAAACAAUAUUUCAUCUUUGAAAUGUGUUGAAACUAAUGGUAAUCAUAUUUGCUACUAUUGACACGUUGACCUAUAAAUUCACUAUCUAUGAAUAAUUUAUGUCAGUGUGUUCCUGGUGUUUCAGACCCAGAUGGGUCAUUGUAGGAUUGCUCAUCUGAGUGUUCAUACUUCAUCAGAAAAUUCAUCGAUUACUUGCAGGCAUGAUCAUUCUGGCAAAUUCAUCUUUAGUAAAACUGUCUAUGUAUCUUCAAUGGCAUGCAAUGUACUUGUAAUUGAAUUUCGACUCUGAUGCUCUUGUAUUCCACUUUAACACCUUUUAAAACUGAUCACACAAACAUGGAACUAUGACCGUACCCAUAAACACCGGAACACAUUGAGUUACAUAACAUACUCCCUUCAGAAAGCAGGGCAGAACUUCUGAGGUGGAGAGCAGCAACAGUAGCAAGUGUAACAGCACAUACACAUCUUGUUUCCUCUGUGAGGUCAGUUUCCACCAGUUAAACCAGACAUAUCUCCUUCACUAGGGAGGCUCUAGAGAGGAUCAGGUGACACACAUCUUUUAUGCCCAGGCAAGAUGUUUCCUGUCAUAAGCAAGUUCCCUCCCUUUCUGCUCCUUUUCACCAUAUCCAUUAGGUUCAUCCAAAGGCUCCAGCUCAAAUGCAUCAGAAUAUGGAUUGUCCAGAACUUUGAGUUGACCUGCGAGAUAAGGCACAUAUUUGAUUCUAUUGAUCCUUAGGGCAAAACAUUUGAUUUAAAUUAAACAAAACACAGUUUAAAUCUCAUGAAAAUACAAAAGAGAACGUUGCUCUUCACAAACAUUCCAUAG
Messenger RNA from Anarrhichthys ocellatus (wolf-eel), 3683 nucleotides. Its product is annotated as beta-2-glycoprotein 1-like. The transcript has 8 exons. Lineage: Eukaryota; Metazoa; Chordata; Actinopteri; Perciformes; Anarhichadidae. The coding region runs from base 239 to 1297 and encodes 352 amino acids. The record is from RefSeq and is a predicted model, not a curated record.